GAAUUCUGUAGUAAUUACCAGAAACUUCCGGAAGCCUCUGGAGCGCCUCCUGCUAGAAUAUAAAGCUGGGACAGCCCCACUGACUGACAGAAAGAUACACAAGAAACACAGGAGUGAAGAGACGCCUGAAUAACAAGAAGACUCAAGACUAAACAGAAGAAAGAUGCUGUGCUCUCAUGGAUUCCCAUCUGCCCUCAGUCCAUUCAUGGACUUCUCCUGGCCUGUACGCAGUCUGUGGCCAGAGGUCAGACCUCUGUUCUACCAGCAGCAUGUCAUGCAGAGAGACCUACAGGAGCUGCACAGCAGUCUGCAGCUGAUGGACAAACUUCAACGCCAGAUCCUGGAGGACACAGAGCCUUUCAGGAGCAGCGUGGCUCUGCAGCCAGUCUCCUACCAGCUGGACAAAGAGGGAGAGCACUUUUGCCUAACCCUGGACACUCAGGGCUUUUCUCCAGAAGAUCUGUCAGUCCGGCAGGUGGGCAGGAAACUGAGAGUCAGCGGAAAGACAGAGAAGAAACAAGAGGAUGGGAAAGGCUCCUACUCUUACAGCCUACAGGAGUUCAGACAGGAGUUUGGUCUGCCUGAAGGGGUGAACCAUGAAGACGUCAGCUGCCAUCUUUCUCCAGAUGGAAAGCUCCACAUCCAGGCAGCCAAAGUUCCUUGUAUCGAGGCGACAGAGAGAGAGCUGACUAUCAAGAGGAGCUCAGAGGAGGAACCACAGCAGAGUGUGUGUUCACAGGCAGAAGACAGCAGAGCAGAAACACAGAACGGAUCAUAGAACAAACCUGAAAACAUGAACUCACAAACAUGUUGAUGUGCCAAUGGGAUGAUUUUAGAUUUCUUUGGUGAUGGUCGUGUUCAGUUUUUAGGUUUGUACAAAGAAACAUUUGUAAAAUUAAAAAUUAGUUAACAGUUAGUGGUUCUCCUGUUGUUUUCAAUAUUUAGCCUUUAUAAGAAUACAUAAGAACACAACAUUAGAAAAUAACAUGAAACAUGUUGAAAAUAAUUGUAUCAAUAAAUGGAAGCAUCUUUUCGCUGUUGUUUGGCAUACACUUGAAAAUAAAAUUUGAAAUUUGUCGACAAA
Molecule: messenger RNA, 1084 nt
Organism: Xiphophorus hellerii (green swordtail)
Lineage: Eukaryota; Metazoa; Chordata; Actinopteri; Cyprinodontiformes; Poeciliidae
Product: heat shock protein 30-like
Exons: 1
Coding region: 164-778 (204 amino acids)
Biological process (GO): protein refolding; response to heat
Cellular component (GO): cytoplasm; nucleus
Source: RefSeq, a predicted model, not a curated record